Cylicocyclus nassatus is the source of this 909-nucleotide messenger RNA. The record is from the annotation of a GenBank genome assembly. Lineage: Eukaryota; Metazoa; Nematoda; Chromadorea; Rhabditida; Strongylidae.
AUGCCUUUGAAGCGAAUUGAGAAAUAUGCGCGGGUGCGAAAUGGUUAUUCGCCAGUGAAGAGUGUCAAGAAAAUCCCUGUUACAUACAGAGAUCUGAUGGAACUGUUUUUAUCUGCUAAGACGAGCCUGACUCCCAUGAUUCUGAGUAAAAUGUCAGAGCUCUGCGGAACACGGGAUGCCGAUACUUUUGAACGCAAAUACGCUUUAUUCUUACUCCAACUCCGUGAAAAUGGCGAAGACGCAAUUGUGCAAUAUUUUGAAAGAAAUUGUGUACGCGUCGACUCCUUAGUGGAUCUGCUGAUAAAUAUUGUGUCCGCCAUGGAAGAGGGCAAGCGAAUAAAGAUGGCAAGGGGCCUUCGAGAAGGCUGCCAUAGGCUUUCCGGACAGCACAGAAGGCACAACAACGGCAUCAGGUUGUUUUGUGACGACGGCAUAACAUCAGAAAUAGAGAGUGUUGGAAAGUGGUUGAUUCAUGACAGGGAGCGUACAUACCGCAUCGAAGAAAAAGAAAACUCAUGCACCUGUGACAAAAUUCUGAACAACCACUGUUACAAAUGUGGCGCAUGUGGGUAUUCAUUCAGAUGCAGUUGUCUAGAUGAUAGUACCGUAGGAGUAUCCUGCAUUCAUGCGCAUAUCGCUUUAACUUACAGUGGUCAAGGACGGAGGGAAUACGAAGGACUGGAAUCCAAUGAUCGUAUGGCUGAAACGGCAACAAUACCAGCGCUAGGAAUUUUGGAACCAGAAGUUGAAACUUUGACGGCGGCAGAGGUCGAAACUUUGAUGUCACCUCCGCAAGCAAGUUCGGAAGCAGAAGUCGAGGGCGUAUCGAUGUCUAUGACGGAGAUUGCAGAUACAUGCAAAAAAUUAACUCAUACAAUCAAUGCCGUACGUUGCAUAUUAUUCGGAUAA